GGGGGGGAGUGGCUAGGGGUGCUUCGUGGUGAUGAAAGGUAAGAUAUAUAGAGGUUGUAUGACAUAAAAGGGAUUCCCUCCUCUUUCCCUUCCAGCACCAUUACUUUUUCCUUCUCUACAUCCUCCUCUUCCUUCUCCACUUUCUCCUUCAACUCAUCUUAAGGGGUCAAUUAUCACCUUCACUGCCAGACGUGUCUCCACUUGAAUACGUCGUACAUAUUCUCUUCUCUCUUUAUCUUAAGUUAGGUUAAGUUGGAUUAGGUUAGGUUAUUAGGAUAUUUAUUUAUAAAUAAGCAUUAACAAGAAAUCUGUCACGAAAAGUAGAGCUAAUCUGAAAACAAGCACUCAAUGGAAAUGUAAAUAUUUACAUGGCUGUCACAAUUGCUUCAAGACGUCAAUUUCUUUACUUUUCUAGUUUCCCUCAUGUUAUUUUCAUUUGUUUUAAAUUAGGUAAAGUUAAUUUAGAUUAGGGUAGAUUACAUAUACCUAUAAAAAUAUAUACUUAAUCAGAAGCAAAUUACAAAAAUCGUGAUUCGUUUGUCAACGAGGUGGCCUAGUAGAGGUAGGGGGGGGAUAAGGCAAGUAACGUUAAAAAAAAUGUAUGCUCAAAUUACUAAAUAAAUAAAUAAAUAAAUAAACGUUUAUCAUUCUUGGUGUGAGAAUGUGCUGUGUAGGCAGCGCCGAGGGUAGGAUAUCGUACAGCGUUGCGUAUGAGGAAUAUUGUGUUCCUACUCUCAGGACACUAAGGGAAUAACAUUCUUACCAGGCACAAUCUUGCUGGUUAUUCCCCGUACACACAACACUAUCGCUCAUUUUGAAGCUGCUCAACAAGCGCAAUUUUCAAUUUGUUACUUUAAGUGCACAAUGUGUUGAUAAGAAUUAUGUCCUCCGUAAAACAUAUCCUUGUGAGUGCAGUAUUAGUGUGUGUUGCGAGCAUUUUUUCGGUGAAUGCACGGAGCGCUGUUCUUGAGUGCCAUAACCAUAGUUGGAAUUCCUGUCAAAAGAGAAGUUUGAACCAAGGACUACACACACUGGGCUGUCAGUGUGAUCCAGCGUGUGCUUAUCAUGGUGACUGUUGUCUGGAUGCUGCCCAUUACCGCAGCCAGGAAGCACAGAAAUAUACGUGUGUCAGCUUGUCCGGUGGAGGCGUUCACAUGAAGGGAAAUUGCAGGGCAGGCUGGCAGGACGCGGAGGUAGCCAGGUUGUGCGAGGCUGGCUCCCCUGCUGACAUUUCCAGCAGCGCUGACCCAGUGGGUAACCUCCCCGUCACUAGCAUCACCUCCGUCACCUACACCAACUACUACUGCGCCAUCUGCAAUCAAGACUCUCACAACCUCACCUUGUGGAAGGUGCGUCUGGUGUGUCCCUCCCUCCAAGUGAAUGGCACAAAGGAUCCCGUAAAGCAAGAUUCUUUACGUCAUUUGCAGAUGAUCGAUAAUUCCUGGGGAAUAUAUUCUGACGAUAACGGCUUAAAGGUUUUCCACGAGUGUAACAUAGAAAGUCAGGCUCCCAGUAGUGUGCAGCAAAGGAUGUGCAGACCUUCGGUAGGUGAGUGUGGUACAGGUUGGAGACAACACCACAUACAACAACAAUGCAACUCUUACACUGCCCUGGUCCAGACUCAGAGCACAACGUAUAAAAAUCUCCACUGCGCACUCUGUAAUAACGAAAAUCGCGACAACCUUUCCUGCAUUGCUCCAGCAUCACCUGCAAUUAUUAUCACAACUACUUCCUCCUUCGGAAUCUUCGUCACUAAAUCAGAUGAUUUGCCAGGCCCACCAUCAACAUCGGUGUCUGAAAUGCCCCAUCCGCCGUUAAUUUCACCAAGACCUCGAGCACGACCAACAACACCAAUAAUACGACCGACGCAAAUUCCACCAAGACCACCACUGAUACCACCAAGACCAACGAUACCACCAAGGCCACCAAUGAUACCACCAAGUCCACCAGUGAUACCAUCAAGACCACCAACACUACCACCGAUGCUAACUUCACCAAGACCAAGACCAAGACCACCAAUGACACCACUAAGACCACCAACACUACCAGUGACACAGCCGACGCGAACUUCACCAAGACCAACAGGAGGACCAACACCUUUCACGAUACUCGUUGACUUUACAGACAGAUGUGGGAAUAACGAGGUUGGCUUCAUUUUCAGUUGUGGGCACGGCGGAAUUUGGGAUAUAUUCACUAAAAAAUGUCGAGACAUCACGUGUUGGGACAAGCAGCAGAAAUUCGUAUCCGGCAGCAGUCGUGAUGGUCUCUCUUUUACGACUUUAACAACUGCCUCCUCCAAUACUUCCUUCUCUCAGCAGCACCUUAAUGAAAGUAACGCCCAUUUAUUCCGUGUGGCCAUUGUCGAUAUGGAAUUAAGAAACAUUACACCACAGUCACGUGGUACAAAUAAUACAUGUUUACAGGCAUUGCUUUUCGAGCACGAGUAUGACAAAAGUGACAAUGGUAGCCUGGUUGUGGAGAAAUAUGACCGGGUAUAUAAUCGUGGCGAGUAUGAGGUGGUUGAGGGAGGGAUGGUGGUAUGCGCGCCACACUCACCCACAGAAAAAUUCUCCCAUGUGAUGGGAUGGAUGACACUGGCGGGUCUUGGGCUGUCAUGUCUGUGUCUCCUGCUGCAUCUGGCUGCCUUCCUUCUUGUUCCUCAUUUUAGGAAUCUCCCGGGCAAGUCUAUGGCGUCUCUCUGCUUAUCUCUUCUCACCGCCUAUACCAUCUUCAUUGUCAGCACCUUCGUUGAGUCUGGAACGACAGGAUGUUACAUCUUGGCCGCCCUAAUGUAUUAUUCUUUCCUCGCCUCCUUCUGCUGGAUGAGUAUAAUUGCCUUCGAUGUUUGGCAAACAAUUCGACAGUCUAUAGGUGAACUACGAGUAUCAUCUGGGAAACAAAAAAGCAAGUUCUUAGCGUACUCAGUAUACAGUUGGCUGCUCCCAGCCCUCGCUGUGUUCGUCACUGUGGCUCUUGAUCAGACUGCCCCUGCAGGCCUUCCCUCAGGGUUUCUGCCAAGUUUGGGUCAACGCUGGUGCUGGUUUGGUCAGCGUAAAGCCCUGCUGGUGUUCUUUGCGGUUCCACUACUCGUAGUUAUGGUACUUAAUGCAGUAUUUUUCCUUGCCACUGCAUACGUUAUCAGUACCAGCAAAGAGUCGAUGCUUCGCAUAAGCUCAUCUUCCCACUACAAUAAACGGUUGCAGAUGUACGUGCGUCUGGCUGUACUGAUGGGACUCACGUGGAUCACCGGAAUCGUAGCUGGUUACCUGCAGCUGGAGUCAGUCUGGUACAUCUUCGUGGUGCUCAACACGCUACAGGGAGUCUUCAUCUUUCUGGCCUUCACCUGCAGGAGCAAUGUGUUGCGGGCAGUGAGGAAGUUCUGGCAGACAAAUCUCCCGUCCAUUGUCACCGCUUCUCAGGUCUCGGUAAACACAGAGUCGACCAAACUGUAGAGGGUCUUGUCUCCUGUGCUGUUAGGCAGCAUGUCUGUCUGACUCUCGGGUGACCGUGGGAUCCAGCUUCCACUACUCUACGCAGAAUUACUUACACACGUAUUGCUUUUUAAAUUAAUAAUAAUAAAGAGUAUACUACUUCAUACGCACUAUGAAUCGACGCCAUCAACUACAAAUAGGUGAAUACACACACACGCACGCGCGUGCGCAUAAAUCAGGAGUAAUAAUAAUAAUAAUCUUUAUUUCUUUAUGUUUAGAGACCUGGCUGACAUGAAUGACAUACUACAAUACAGGAAACCCCUUGUUAUGCAGAGCAUUUUGGGUAAAUUAGGUCGAUUUUAUCCCCAGGAUAUGACCCACACCAGUCGACUAACACCCAGGUGUUAGUCGACUGGUGUCGACUAACACCUGGGUGUUAGGUGAACGUGGACAGUAGGUGUCUUAAGGAAACAUCCUAAUGUUUCAGCAGUACCAAGGACUGAACCACGGACCUCAACGUGUGAGCUGAGUGCGGUAGCAAUCGAGCUGCGGGACAAUCUAAUGCUGUGAAUGGGCGUAAGUCAUAUAUUCUUUAAGCGAAUUUACGAAAUUAAUGCAUUUUUUAAGUAUUAAAUAGAAAUUACUUUUGAGGAGUGUGUUGGGUGCGGUAGGCUGUCAUACAGGUGUUCAAAGAUUCUGCAGUUGUACAUAAUAUCUUCUGUAUCCCAUUGCAAUACUUUUCCUCCGUAUUUGUUAAGAAAACAUUUCUAGUAUCUUUUCAGCAUUCUUUUUUUUUUCUCAGUUUAUAACUGUGGAGUCUUUCUUUUGCAUGGCGAUGUGUAUAGGGUGUUGUACUUGUUAGUUGUAAUUGCAGGGGAGUUGAGCCAUAGCUCCUGACUUUGCCUCUUAACUCGUAUCGACUGCCUUUGCUUCCUGGCACUAAUAGCGGUACUUUCUAUUACAGUGAGCCUAAACUUCGAAUACUGAAAUAUACUGCUGGAAGACUAGGCCUAGCCUAUAAAAAAAUCGUACCCUUGAAAUGCUGAAGCUCUUUCAUACUGUCCUUGCUGUUGCCAGGGAGCGUAUUACAGAGCCUAAGAAAACACCCUGUGAAACACAUGUCACUGGUCUCAAUGACAACAUCCUACUUAGCCGGGCAUUUAAAGGUAUAAAUAGAAUUAGGGGAAACAGGACUGAUCAGAUUCUCUACACAGAACAUAGAUCAAGAAUGGUUAUAUAUAUAUAUCCUUAAUUUUUAAAGGGGUGAACCGGUAAGCCAGCAGAAGGCCUCUGUAGACAGCCUGUACUGUCUGCACAGACAGCCCAUGCUGUCUGCCAGCUUAGUUCAUAUUUCGCACCACUCAGGUGCUGCCCUCUGUAGCCAGGCCUCUAGGUAGGCACGCCAGCCUGCCGGCCCAUGCCUCCGUCUCACUCACACAGCGGCCUAGCAGCAAGACACAAGGCCUCCCAGCUCUCUCGUGGGAUGGCCCUGCCCGGGCCAUGGGCACAACACAAGCCUGUGUACCCACCACGACAUUAACAAUAAAGUAAGAAGCCUCCGAAGAAGUCUAUCAUUAACCACUCGCUUACAGCACCUACCAAACAAGCCCGUUAUAUUGGUGGCAGCGGUGCUCGCAGCAGUUGUGUUUGCCUGGAGAGAGGGAGGAAGAGGUAUGAAGUCAUCUUCACUUCAUCACCCUACACAAGAAGCAUCCGUCUCUCAACAAGUUAUCCUGAUGUCGUGUCUGCACGUUUGAGCAUCCAGACACAGGUACAAGCAGGAUCCAGGCCAAAAUUUGCCGAAAUUCUCCGAGAAUUGUAAGUGGCGUCACAGUGACCCCACGCUACAGUGACUCCACGCUAGUGUCCCACGCUGUUUCUCAAGUCACGUGUUCAGCGUCACUUGUAUGUUGUUGUUGUUGUUCAGCUCAGCACAGCUGUUUCAGCAAGCCAGAGGUGAGUUUUGUGGUGAUUUCUGUGUCCAGUGUGAGUUCUCUACGUAUUUGUGGGUGGGGGAGGAGAGGAGAGGAAGUGGCUGUUCCUCACCUUGCCCAUGCUCGCCCUACUCAUGCUCACCCGUCUACCAUACACCACUCACCACUGCCCACUCCCUCUGCUGUGUUUUCUGCUGUUUUUCGUGUGAUUCAUUGCCAGAGCUGUGUAUCCGAGUGCCCGAGGCCACUCGAAGCUACGUGGAUCAGCAUGCCACGUAGAUCACGACGCCACGUGGGUGUGGGCAAUGUCACGUGGAUCUACCAGCCACGUGAGUUACCAGAUGUCCCAGGCCUCAUGCUGUGGUCUGCUGCCCACAUCACAUCGACGUCACCCAUGAUGCUGCCCGACUUCAUGACGUCACGAUGUCUGCUGACGUCACCUCGAGAUGUCUGCUGACGUCACCUCGAGAUGUCUGGUGACGUCACCUCACGAUGUCUGCCUGACGUCACCUCGAGAUGUCUGCUGACGUCACAGUGCUGCUGACGUCACCUCGCGACAUCACGCCUGACAUCACAUGAUGUCACCAUCGAGUGUUCAGUAAUUGUUUCAGUAUUGUCGAGAAGAUUGAGUGAAGAUAUAUGUCGUGUGUUAAUUAAUUCCUCUCAGUCAGUGUUCUCACAUUUUAGUAUAUGUCUUAGAGUCAGUUUUAUGCACAGAAAAGUAUCAUUUGCUAGUUUAAGGGAGCAGUCAGGUUCACGGGGUCGACUUUUUUAUUUUUCAACCGAUUACGUUCAUUUUUGGUGUACUAUUAGAAGCUUACAUCAAACCUCCUGUGCUGAAGUUUCAAUCAUAUCGGCCAAAAAGGAAAUGAAAUAUGCAAAAUUUUCGAAAAAUUGCAUGCCAUGUUGUACCGCGGUGUGUUUUUAAAGUUUCCGUGUGUCCAGUGAGGUCUGAGCCAGACCUGAGUAGCACCACUGUGCUAAGUCACCCGUGUGACCAGUACGUUUGACAGCUGAUGUCAAGACAGCUCCGAGUGACCGAGCCCUCUUGUACAGAAAGCUUUUAUGCUCGUCGCUCGUGUUGUUCUGCAGAAUCGUACCUGCUACGAUUCCCAUCGAGAUUUGUUUCACUUCACCUCCAGAUCGUCAGAGUGCAGUUAUAUGUAGAGAAACAAGUCUGGGGACGCUUAGACUAACCUCUGCUAUAACUCCAACUGUAGAGAGAAUGACACACUGUGUCAGCCUCGUGUCACAAGCUUCAGUGAGCAGCCUGCACAAAGAAGAUGUCACUUUGACUGCUAGCUCUCUCACUGCAGUCUGGUAUAUGAUGUUAUGACUCCCAGAUGUUUCGCCCAGUCGUCUCUGCCAUGACUCACUCCACAACUCGCUCCACGCUCGCCGGCAGUGACAGCCCAGCGACAGUACCGGUCGAGAAGUGUUCUGAGUCGCUUGCCAGAAGUCCUGCCCAGUUGCGGAGUUUUGUCGACGCCUCACUCGAGGGCACCAGCAUGUUGUGCCCCAGGUUGAGUGAAACCUGCAGCGACUCCUACAAUGACUGCUUCACCGUUCCAGAGGAGACCGUAACCUGUUACAUCACAGCUCAGCCACAGCGAUGUCUCCCGUGUUGCAGUAUCUGUCCAGAUGCAGGAAGGCGUGCAGUGAUGCCCUUCGACGCUCACUGCCUAUGACCACGAUGUUUAGCACACCCCACAUGUUUUUUUCUUCCCUCCCUGUAGGAAGUUUUUUUUUCCAUGUUCAUAUGUAUAUAUAUGUUUUUAUUUUGUGUUCUGUGCCUUGUUCCUAUGAGAGAGAGACCGAGUUUCUUUUACCACCAGUAUUGUCGCAUCGGGACGAUGCGCAGUAGGUGGCCGAGCGUAUGUAGACAGCCUGUACUGUCUGCACAGACAGCCCAUGCUGUCUGCCAGCUUAGUUCAUAUUUCGCGCCACUCAGGUGCUGCCCUCUGUAGCCAGGCCUCUAGGUAGGCACGCCAGCCUGCCGGCCCAUGCCUCCGUCUCACUCACACAGCGGCCUAGCAGCAAGACACAAGGCCUCCCAGCUCUCUCUCGUGGGAUGGCCCUGCCCAGGCCAUGGGCACAACACAAGCCUGUGUACCCACCACGACAUUAACAAUAAAGUAAGAAGCCUCCGAAGAAGUCUAUCAUUAACCACUCGCUUACAGCACCUACGAAACAAGCCCGUUAUACCUCGGUCAGAUGACCGAAAACUCCAGCUGCGGGUCAUCAUAUAACUAAGAUCCGUGUCAGGAAACACUUGUCCUGUUUCCUGACAAACCUUACCUAACCUAACCUACACAGAUAGAAUGGGUUAGUUUUUGCUAGGGCUGCUAUGUCUGCCUAUGACAAUCUCUUCAUUAUAGCACAGACGGAAUUACAGGUUAAACAUGAUGUCAGAGAGACUGAUUUAUUUUUAUGCUCAGCAUGGAAGAUUAGUGCAACAUUCCCGUCACUAAAUUUGAGCUCGAUGCUGCACUAACUAAAAGCAGAUCCACGUCGCCUGGGAAAGAUGGUAUUACUACAUACUCAGAUUAGCUAUGUAACAGGAAGCUUCUUAUCAUUCCCAUUCCAAAAGCCAAUCAACAAAAUGCAUUUCACCCAACAUCUCUUACUAGCUGCUUCAUGUAAUACAUUUGAGAUGAUUAUUCUAAAUCGUCUUAUUCAUAAAAUCAAACAAUUUCUGUCUCACUGGUUGCAUGACUUCAUGCAUGAAAGGAAUGUGCAUCAUUGAAUAGCCACUUUUUUCACCCUACACAUUGAGAGCUUAAAUCCGACAUGUAAUCAUUAGUAAAUAUACGAGAAUGGAUGUAGGAGAAUGGCUUCUCCUCUGGAUUAAAGGUUACACCUUCAUGCCAGGGGCAUAGAGAUGUAAUAAAGACUUUGAAUUAGGAACCUCACAGGUAGGUGGGAUUCCUAAUUCAGUCCCACCUUAUUCAUUAUUCUGAUUAAUGCUUUACUGAAUGCUAUGCCUAGCCAGCGCUAUCAUUAUAUGAUUAGCUUCGCUGAUGAUGAAGAUUCACACCACCGGAUUCUCCUACACCCAAAACAUCCUUAACCAUAUACUAGCCUCGUGUCUGGACCUGGGGUUGAUUAUCUCGGCUGAGAAAACGAAGAUACUUAACAGGCGUCCUUCCCGACAGGAGAAGGCACAGUCCGCAGAAACUAGUUGCGUGUAACCAGAUACGGGAUCUAAAACUUGAGGUCCCACUACUUGGACUUGUAGCAAAACUUUGUCUCCAAUACAAGGAAAGGCUGAGAACACUUAGAGCUGUGACAAGUUUUCAUCCCAGGUAUAAAGUUAAUAUUAAAAUUGUGAAAAAUUAUUUAAUUUGCUUACAUUAUAUUACUGGUUGAUUAUGCUGCACCCUUACUUGCUAUCGUGUCUGACCGGAAGCUUGGAGAGCUGGAACAAUUGCAGAACGAAGUGAUGAGGAUCAUCCUACGAUGUUCCUGUACCACCAAAAUUCUGAACAUGUGGAAAGAACUUUAUAUUCCAAGCAUCUGAGAUCGUGUCACUGAAAGAAAUGUUGUCAUUGGUGUUAAUAUGCUCAAGCAAAACCCAUCCAAACAUUUGCACAGAAGCCCUCCAAACUUUCCUGAGCACUAAAGCACUCUUCCAGAUAUAUCAUAAAAACUGGAACUGACCUUCGAAUGGAUCAGAUAUAUGAUCUGUGUCAAGUAAAACAACAGCGACACUUCGCACCAUGGGAAAUUACCUCAUUCAAAACCACGAUAUCUUCCUUUUCCCCCUGUAAAACUUUUUUUUUAAUCACAACAAAGCUUCGUCGCGAAACCAAGCAUGAUGCCUAAAGUUGUUUUGAUACCUUAGUCACACAGGACUCUUCCACAAAUUAUAUAUAAUUAUAUAUACUGACUACUGUUCAUCAGUCCAUUAGUGCCGUUGUUGUCUCUCAUAUAGCAUGUUGGCUCUCAUAUAGCAAAUGGAACACUCAUCAAUAACUUGUCUACCCUUGAAACUGAACUACUUGCCAUACUCCUUGCACUCAAAUAUGUCUAUGAAUUGUAACUGAAUUGUAACUGAUUCUAUGUUCUUAAUUCCUUGAGUAUCAGUUGUGGCAUGCUUGUAUCAAAAUCCAGUCUCCAGUCCUACCAGGUAUGAUAGGAUUGUAGACUGGAUUCAGAAUACACUUCUCGCGGAUUCCAUCUCACAUUGGUUUUCAAAUGCAUGAGAGAACUAAUGAAUUGGCGAAGGCAUAUGGAGUAAGUUGAUCACAAUCUUGGGCUGUCAGUUAGCAGUUUGAGAAUAAGAAAAAAACUCCAAAUGAAUUCCAUUGACUUGAGACUGAGGGAGACUGACACCAGUCAAUCCAUCUAUCAUCAUUCUGUCAUAUAGGAAGGGCCUCAUAACUAUGGCGCAUCCAACAACAAACUCAGCAGAUUCCUGGGUGUCACUACAGCCCAGCUCCGGCCGGGUUACAAGCAUCUCUCUGGGAGGUUGCAUUACCAUCACCAGUUGACGUGGACAUAACAAAAUGUAAACUUUGUCAGAUGGACUACUGACAUACUUUGCGUCAUUAUAUACUGGAUUGCCAUCAGAUUAAUGAAUUCAGAGACAACUCACUCACAAAUGUUCAAGAAAUGUCAAAGUAUUUUAUCCACAGUGGCAUACCAACCAUUCUGGAAAAAAAUACUCUGACUUUGCUUACUGUAAAUAACUCAUACCCACUUAAACUUGUUUAAAUUUAAUUGGCCAUACCUUGCUAAAAUAUAAGGCAUUGUAAAUAAUUUCAGAACUACAUAAAAGCUAUACUGUAAUAUUUUUGAGAAUUCAUGUAGGCAUAAAUAACUCAUUACGAUUGUAACAAGAUAUAAUAUCUUCAUUUCUACAAGUACAUGUACAAGGUAUACAGGCCUAGCUGACAUCAAUGACAUACAGAAAGCCCCUUGCUAUGCCAAGCAUUUCGGACAAAUAAAUAGUUCAUUACCACUGUAACUCGUUUAGCUAUCAAAAACUUUGCGGUCCAGUCCCUGGACCCAUUACGUACCUCUGAUCUUUUGACUACCGCCCACAGGAUAGGUAUGGGGUGCUUAAUAAAGAUAUUAAAUUAAGUUAAAUAUUGAAAUACUGUGUUUCAAGUGAUCCUUAAUAUUUAACUUUCCUGAGACUGGGUUUACGUGAAAUGGUUCAACAGGUAAGAGAAAAGCUGUGAGAUGUUACAGUGAUUUAUCCUGUAACCAGGUACCUCUCAAUAAUUUUGUAAUUUCCACCAAGGCACGAUUUCAGUGUGCUUGGGUUUGUGGUCCCCGCGAUGUGAAAGUGGAGAGAGGCCAUAGGCAGAUGCCCUGGCCUCACUUUCUCAACAACAGCCUUGUAGACGACACCUAUCUCUCUUGGUCCUUGGCUUCUGGUUGCUCCUCACUAUUGUUGCCUUAUUUCCAAUACCGAUAGUAGUUAAUACUGAUAAAUGUUCUGAUGAAAUAUCUUACAACAGGCGACCCACUGGAGGCGAAGGCAAUGGGAAAACCAAAACAGGUUUUAAGGAUGCUGCUAUAAACAUGUUUGAGUUUCAGAUACCCCCACAGUCCUUACUGUGACUCACCAAUGUUUUUGGUCGAGCACUGUAAUCACCAAGGAAUAUUGUGAGCACUGGUUUAGUUCAAGGCAGGAAGUCCAUAGUUAACAUCUCGGUAGGUACAUACAAAUAAAAUAUAUUUAAAGUAGAGAUUUCUACAUAAAUUCUAAAACUAUGGUAUUUAAGCCUCUCGGCUUUCUUUUAUUCAUGAGAGGUUUAUAAGAAAGUAACUUCGCAUGUAAGAGUUUGUAAGUUUGUGGUUGAAGCCAGAAAAGGAAACUUGGGGAUAAAUGAAAUCAGUGGGUCAAAGAUUUACUUAGUGGAAUUCGGGGAGUGUUUGAAUUCGGGGAGUGUUUUAAUAACUGAUGUAAUGUUUCACCUAGGAAUUGGGAGCUAGCAUGUAUUUUAUGGCAUUGUAGUAGCCCUAGAUACCAUUAAGUUGAUCAGCAUAUUGAAGUUGACUAAAAAGGAUGCAGACAAGGUUCGUUUUAUUUAGCAUACCCUUUUCCGUGGAACUCUUAAGUUCCCCCCCCCCUCCUCUUAUAAGGGUUGUAUGGCAAUCUGUGCGUAGAGGGAGUUGCAUCAUGCAACGUUAGGGAAGAUAGGUCAGAGUAAAGGAGCUCUCACCGUAUUACUUUCAUCCUCAUUAACGUUGCAGACAUUGUUAUUAUCACUAUCAUUCCUUGCAACAGAGGAGGGUGGGGUAAGGAUUCCUUGAUGAUGGCACGAAGGUUGUGUAGGGUCAAGGACUGCGAGACCAGCACCAGUGUUUGUGCAUAAUGUAAAUUGUUUGUUUUGUAUACUGACAUUUUUUAACUAUACCUGCGUAUUGCUUUGGGAAGAUGAUCGGCUAAAUGACGAGACUAUAAUACGUAUAUGAAAUUACUAAUAUCUUGAAGAUAUAAUUGUACAUACUGGGUUCUCAAAUGCGUCCAUGUAUCUAAGGUUGAUACUUUAAUUGUAACUGAUUCUCUGUCAUCCAUAAAUGCUCUCAACUCAAUAAGUAUAAAUUGUGGCAUGGUGAGACUGUGGACAGUGGAGUCAGAGUGCACAUGCUGUGGAUUCCAUCUCACAUUGGUCUUCAGAUGCAUGAUAGAACUGAUAAAUUGGCUAAGCUGUAUGCUUUCAAAGAGGGAGUAGAUUACGAUCUUGGGUUGUCAGUUAGCAGUUUGAGAACAAUAAUACGAAAAGAACUUCAAUUGAACUUUAUUGACUUAAGACUUAGGGAGAUUGACACAAGUCAGUCCAUCUAUCAUCAUUCCAUCAUGCAGGAGGAGCCACAUGUCUAUGGUGCACCAUUCACAUUGCUAAACUCACAAACUAGUAUUUAGUCACUUAGCCAUAAUACCAACUUACCUCAUAAUUUGUAAUAUUUUAAAAUAAAGAAUUAAACUAAGUCUGCCCGAAAUGCCUAGCCAUGCUAGGCGUUCUAGUGGUACACUUUGUAAUCAUUAUUUAACUACAUGUAAACCACACAACAACCAAAUUCUGUAAAUUCAACAUUGUAAUCUUUAUAGAGAAUAAACUUUGAAUUUGAAUUUGAAUUUGAACAAGAUAAGCAGCAGACUCUUGGAUGUCACUACCGCCCGGCUCCGGCUGGGUUACAAGUAUCUAUGGCAGGUUAAAUCACCACCUCCAGAUGUAGACCAAACGAAAUAUAAACUUUGCCAGAUGGACUAUUGUCACACCUUGCGUCAAUAUGUACUGGAGUGCGAUAAAAUUAAUGAAUUUAGAGACAACUCACUCAGAAAUGUUCAAGAAAUGGCAAAGUAUUUUAUCCACAGUGGUAUAUUACAGACCAUUCUGGAGAAAUGCCCUGACUUUGCUAGCUGUAAAUAAAGCAUUACCACGUGUGUGUGUGUGUGUGUGUGUGUGUGUGUGUGUACUCACCUAGUUUUACUCACCUAGUUGAGGUUGCAGAGGUCGAGUCCUAGCUCCUGGCCCCGCCUCUUCACUGGAAGCUACUAGGUCACUCUCCCUGAACCGUGAGGUUCAUCAUACCUCUGCUUAAAGCUAUGUAUGGAUCCUGCCUCCACUACAUCGCUUCCCAAACUAUUCCACUUUCUGACUACUCUGUGGCUGAAGAAAUACAUCGUAACAUCCCUGUGAUUCAUCUGUCUUCAACUUCCAACUG
This is a messenger RNA of Cherax quadricarinatus, 13048 nucleotides long. The record is from RefSeq and is a predicted model, not a curated record. NCBI's taxonomy places the organism in Eukaryota, Metazoa, Arthropoda, Malacostraca, Decapoda, Parastacidae.